AUGGCGUCAAAUGUUUUGUUCGAAGAUCGCUUUGUGAUAAGCAGUGUAGAUAAUUCCAAGUUUGAAAAAGUCAGUAGAAUUAAAGCGAAAAGUACAGGUUAUGACGCGGAAUUAAUUCUUGAUGUCCAUUCGGAGUUGUUUAAAGUGGAGGAAAAGAAGGCUAUUUACUUGGCUCUACAGGACAAAAUUUUGAACAAAAAUGAUGAUAAAAUAUGGGAACAGAGCGAAAACAUUGCUUUGAAUAACAUAGAGUACAUUAUGAGUGGCAGAAUUUUUAAGUUUGAAGAGUUGUCUUCGGAAAGGAGGACCGUUUACGCCUCCUUCGGCGGACUCAUGAUGGCCCUGACAACUGACAAGCAGUUCAUCGGAGACCUAGAAAUUGACAUGAAAAUUUAUCUGCUCACGAAAAAUGUGGACAUUGAAAGGACGUGA
Plasmodium knowlesi strain H is the source of this 432-nucleotide messenger RNA. RefSeq names its product DNA-directed RNA polymerases I, II, and III subunit RPABC3, putative. The record is from RefSeq and is a predicted model, not a curated record. Bases 1 to 432 code for a protein of 143 amino acids. Gene Ontology annotation, cellular component: RNA polymerase II, core complex; RNA polymerase III complex; RNA polymerase I complex. Gene Ontology annotation, biological process: DNA-templated transcription. Gene Ontology annotation, molecular function: DNA-directed RNA polymerase activity. Lineage: Eukaryota; Apicomplexa; Aconoidasida; Haemosporida; Plasmodiidae. The transcript is spliced from 3 exons.